This is a messenger RNA of Aedes aegypti (yellow fever mosquito), 1881 nucleotides long. Its product is annotated as excitatory amino acid transporter 1. The record is from RefSeq and is a predicted model, not a curated record. The transcript has 5 exons. Gene Ontology annotation, cellular component: plasma membrane. Gene Ontology annotation, biological process: L-glutamate transmembrane transport. The coding region runs from base 230 to 1675 and encodes 481 amino acids. Gene Ontology annotation, molecular function: L-glutamate transmembrane transporter activity; neutral L-amino acid transmembrane transporter activity; glutamate:sodium symporter activity. NCBI's taxonomy places the organism in Eukaryota, Metazoa, Arthropoda, Insecta, Diptera, Culicidae.
CCGUUUUGAGAAUUUAAAUCUUGUCGAGAUAGAAUUCUUUGUUCAUGAUGAAUUUACAGUAGCACAGAGUUUUAAACAGCAAAAUGUUUUAAAGAUAUUUGAUGAAUCACAAAAAUAACCGUUCGUGGUAUUAAAUAGUAAUGCGUAAUUUGAUGAGGGACCCAAAACGACACAGCGCAUUUCGACGGCAUAUCCGUGCUUCUGAGCCCAUUAGCAGCACGCUGAUAAGAUGAGACGGGAGCAGUUGCAAGCCUUCGUCAAGGAGAACCUGCUGACGUUUUUGACUAUCGGUGGAGUCAUCGUUGGCAUAGUGCUUGGAAUUGGUCUCAGGGAAGUGCCCGCGGAAGGUGAAAAAUGGACCGCAAGAGAUGUAGCCUACAUCAACUUUGUAGGAGAUAUCUUCCUCCGGAUGCUGAAAGCACUGAUCCUGCCUCUUAUUGUUACAUCCCUCAUCGCUGCUGUCGGUUCCCUAGAUUUGUCGCUUUCGGGAAAAAUCGGAGGUCGAGCUGUCCUGUACUACGUGAUAACAACGGUAAUGGCAGUUAUUUUGGGAAUUGUACUCGUCGUAACCAUUCAACCGGGCAAAGGAGCCGAAGAGACCAGUGGCGCUGUAAAAGGGGAAGUACGAAACGUUACAACAGCUGACACUUUGCUGGACUUGGUACGAAACAUGUUUCCACCGAACCUGGUCCAAGCUUGCCUACAGCAAUAUCAAACUGUUCUGACACCUCCCAAAAGUAACCCGGUGGAAACAGAUCUGAUCCUUUGGUCUGUUGGCGGUAAAUUUGUCGAUGGAAUGAACAUCAUUGGUCUGGUGGUGGCAUCUAUUGUAUUCGGAAUAGCACUUGGGGCACUGAAAGAAGAUGUUCAGCUAGUACUGAAGUUCUUUCAACAGUUGUCACAUACCAUCAUGAAAGUUACAGGAUGGGUUAUAUGGUUGUCGCCCAUCGGAGUGUUGUUUUUGAUUACUGCCAAACUGUUGGAAAUGGAAGAUCUAGGAGCCGUCUUCGGUAAACUAGGUCUAUACUUUGCCGUAGUUGCUGGUGGAAUUGUAUUCCACGGAUUCGUCAUUCUUCCGCUGUUGUUCUUCCUGUUCACUCGUAAAAAUCCAGUCAAAUUUGUAGCAAACAUGGGUCAAGCGAUUGCCACCGCCUUCGGAACCUCGUCAAGUUCGGCGACCUUGCCAGUGACUAUGCAAUGCCUCGAAGACAAAAAUCACAUCGAUCCACGUGUGUCCCGAUUUGUGCUACCGAUUGGCGCCACUAUCAAUAUGGACGGCACUGCCUUGUACGAAGCUGUGGCCGCCAUUUUCAUUGCUCAACUCAGAGGACUUUCGCUCACAUUUGGGAACAUAGUUGCCAUAAGCAUAACAGCGACAGCAGCCAGCAUAGGCGCAGCAGGAAUUCCUCAGGCCGGAUUAGUCACAUUGGUCAUGGUGCUGGAUACAGUUGGUCUACCAGCAGAAGACGUAUCACUCAUAAUAGCCGUGGAUUGGUUGUUGGAUCGCUUCCGCACCGUGGUAAACGUGCUGGGAGAUAGCAUUGGUGCGGCCAUUGUCGCCCACUACAGUCAAAAGGAACUGACAACAAUUCCAUCCAGUGAGAUUAACGGGAAAACUCAACGAAAUUCUCUGGUGCACAGUGCUGAGACAGUGGUAUUCGAAGAGAGGCUGUAAGCGAAACUGAUGACCACUUUUUGAUUUAAGCAUGUUAAUAACUCGUACUGAGUAGAUGACUCGAUCUUAACGUAAAAACUAAGGCAACCAUGUCAAAGUAAAGUGUUAUGUUAUUGAAAAAUUAACCGUAUUAACUUAUGAUGUAAGGUAACUGCAAACAUUGAUAUUGAAUGAAAUAAACGUUAUCCUCAACAACAAGAAAACAA